Lagopus muta (rock ptarmigan) is the source of this 744-nucleotide messenger RNA. RefSeq names its product GS homeobox 1 (gene GSX1). The transcript is spliced from 2 exons. Bases 1 to 744 code for a protein of 247 amino acids. Gene Ontology annotation, cellular component: nucleus. The record is from RefSeq and is a predicted model, not a curated record. NCBI's taxonomy places the organism in Eukaryota, Metazoa, Chordata, Aves, Galliformes, Phasianidae. Gene Ontology annotation, molecular function: DNA-binding transcription factor activity, RNA polymerase II-specific; sequence-specific double-stranded DNA binding. Gene Ontology annotation, biological process: regulation of DNA-templated transcription.
AUGCCGCGCUCCUUCCUGGUGGACUCGCUGGUGCUGCGGGAGGCGGGCGAGAAGAAGGGCGAGGGCAGCCCCCCGCCGCCGCUCUUCCCCUACGCCGUGCACCCCUCGCACCCGCUGCCGGGGCUGCCGGCCGGCUCCUGCCACGCGCGCAAAGCCGGGCUGCUGUGCGUGUGCCCGCUGUGCGUCACCGCCUCGCAGCUGCACCCGCCGCCGCCCGCCAUCCCCCUGCUCAAGGCCUCCUUCCCCCCGUUCGGCUCCCAGUACUGCCACCCGCCCCUCGGCCGUCAGCAGAACUCCGUGUCCGCCGUCAGCGUGGGGCACGGCCCGGCGCUCUACCAGGGCGCCUACCCGCUGCCCGACCCCCGGCAGUUCCACUGCAUCUCCGUGGACAGCACGUCGAGCCAACUGCCAAGCAGCAAGAGGAUGCGCACCGCCUUCACCAGCACGCAGCUUCUGGAGCUGGAGAGGGAGUUCGCCUCCAACAUGUACCUCUCCCGGCUGCGGCGAAUCGAGAUCGCCACCUACCUGAACCUCUCCGAGAAGCAGGUGAAGAUAUGGUUCCAGAACCGCCGGGUCAAACACAAGAAAGAAGGCAAAAGCGGAUCCCACCGGGGAGGGGGGUCCGGGCACAGCUGCAAAUGCUCGGCCCUUUCCACCACCAAGUGCUCGGAGGACGACGAGGACUUGCGCAUGUCUCCGUCCUCUUCGGGGAAGGACGACAGAGGCCUCGCCGCCACCCCCUGA